Molecule: messenger RNA, 3920 nt
Organism: Marchantia polymorpha subsp. ruderalis
Lineage: Eukaryota; Viridiplantae; Streptophyta; Marchantiopsida; Marchantiales; Marchantiaceae
Source: the annotation of a GenBank genome assembly
AUCAAAGAUCAGCCGAGCUUCACUUUUAGGCCGGGAAUGUUGUGGGCAUUUGCUGAAUGUGUGCCUGGUUAUUUAGAUAGGAAUUUCGUGCCUGUAGCUUGCUCGAUCCGUAGCUGCUACAACAAGCAUCCAUCCUCAGAGUCAUCGGUUCAAAUAAGUGGAUAACACGAGAUAAUCAUGCAAGUACCUGUAAUCAUAUGUGAUUUCUCAUAUCAUAUUCGUGUUUACCUGUAGACUACGUUUUCUCCUUUAUUAUAAGAUUGUAGUAACUGUGUAAAGCAUCCUGCAACAUAGACCCGUGGGAGAAAGAGCGCAAGUUUGGACGUUGUGUGGACUGCGAGGAACGGACAAGAGAAGUCAACGGGGAAAAAAAGCAUCUUAUCGUUACCAAGUUGUUAUGGGACCAACCAAUUCAGACUGUCAACAGGGAUUAUCUUCCGCCCAGAUUUUACAGUUGCAAACAGAGCACAUAGAAGUUGGUCCCAUGGUACUCUAUCUCUGUAUACAAAGAAGCGAAAGCCGCGUGCUUCACUUCGCAGAGCCAGAAAAGUGCAACGGCGCCACAUACAUAGAGAUGCUACAGGUGUUGCUGAUUUAGUAACUGACCUCGAAAGCGCGUUCGGUCUUCCAAAGGUAAGCCCUGUGUAAUUGACACGCAGCCAGUGCAAAGUACAGUUUAAAGUGUACACUCAGGGCAAUAUAUUCAUUCAGCUGUUGAGAUAGAUUUUGGCAGUCCACCAUCCUAUGAAACACAGUACCGCAGUGUAAGUUGGCAGAUUUUCUACGGAGAUAACUGAUUAAAUGAACAGAACCGAACAGAAAGAAAUUUUGGAGUACUGAGCAAUUUAUGAGGGCCGGUUCCCUGCACACAUAGGGAUACAGUCGUAUCUCUCCCUCCAGAACUCCGUGUCUUCUGUAUGUCGGCCUCGCAUGGUGUCAUGGUUGGAUUGCUCACUCAGCUCAAGCGGGUAUUCUUCAGUUCACCUUCUGCAAUUAGAUUUCGUUUAUGCCACGAGAUGAAGGACAAUGCGAACAUAUAUGGGAUCUUCCGAACAUGACAAGGGUCUUGCCUACAGAUGCAACAAGAAGACCACAAUGGCAAGAAUCAAAGCUCUCUGAGACCAUACAUAGUCAAUUGGUUUAAGUAAUCCUGAAUCGUUGGCCCACAUCCUUCGCUAGGUCCGGAAGCCGGAAGAAAUGAACAAAAGUAUUCCGUUGAUGACGCAGAAAAGACUGUACCCUUCUGCUUCUCCAUGAAUAUCUGAGAAGAGAUCUGUCGCUUGGACGAGUGGCUUAACAAGUUAAGAGAGGGCGGCCACUAGAAACCUGAGAAACGACGGAAAGAAGGCGAGGAAGGAGACUGGUCAUGUCUGUAGAUUCACGUAUCAGGAUUGGGUGUGUUUGGAUAUGAGAGAGACAGAGACAGAGAUGCAAACUCGACGACGGCUAGUAGAUGAGAAUGAGCGAGUUGUACGACUGGACAAAAAUUUUGUCUCAGGAGAUUGAGGAUGACCUAUAGCCAGCCUUACACCUCGCUGCAUCUUGUACCGGAUACGGCCAUGAAUAAGACGAGGGCAAGUAUCUUGUAUGGCCUUUUGGACGAACAUGUGUACGAAGAAUUGUGACGAAGAAUGAGCUCUACAAAUCCUCUCCAAUGAGUAAUAGCAGUUGCAGCAGCAGCUUUGACAGCGCCGGUUUUGUAGACGCCAAUGACAUUGCAGAUUCUCAUAUGGACAGCACGGAUGCCUGCGAAGAGAUUCCGGUCAACCUUCAAGCUUUGAUACUUUCAUUUCUGCCCUGGCGUGAGCUUUUGCGUUUGCGAGUUGUGUGUAAGAAGUGGAAUAAGCUUCUCAGAAGUAGAGAUUUCAAAAAGAGGUGGCGUGGUGCGGAUCCAGAUCAAAUCCCGUUUUGCUUCGCUGACUGCAAAUAUGGGAAUAGCCUCUACAAUCCUGCGGCCGGCAAUUGGAGUUGCUACUCUCCUGCAUUCUACACAAUUCAGAACGAAGACGGAUCGCACUAUAAGGUGGAGAAUGUUCGCGUGAUGGGUGCAGCACAUGGACUCCUUUUACUGCAGGUUCUUCAGCCUUGGGUCUUGGCCAUUCCAUCUCUUCCUACUGUAAGGCAUGACUUGUUCAUCAUGAAUCCCCUCGAUCCUCUGCAAAAAACACGAAUUCCUCUCUUGCCUGAACUUCGCCACCCAUACACAGCCAUCCCUCUGGGAAUGGUGUGGAAUGAGAUUACGAAAUCGCAUUGGAUCGUCGUCCAACAUCAACCAGAUCCGACCAUCGGCACUACCGGAAGGGCGGGAAGCAAGAUCUCUACAUUUCAUAGGUACGAUGUGGGAGUCGACGAGUGGGAUCGAGUUGCGAAAUGGCCGAUAAACGAAGCCACACAUUUCCAGCAACCUUCGGUUAAGGAAGGCCGAUUGUUCUGCUUGGGAGCGCCGACCAAGUCCACCUGGUCCGAUACAUCUUCCCCGACGUGGUCGCGGGAUAGGUUUUGCGCUUUCGGGCUUGACAGAUUCGAGGAGAACUGGAUGGUGGAGCCUCCGCCGCCUCAGCCUCUCCACUUCGCAACUCUCUUCCAUCGAGGCGGCCGAUGCUUCGUUGCAGGAGGCAAGGUGGCUCCCAGUGCACCGGCCGGGUCCACGACCUUAAAGGACUUCCGCAUCUGGGCUUCGAAGCCAUGGCACAGCGGUCGAUCGUUUGAUCUGAGGAAUUGUUCCAGCAACAACGAUCACUGGAUCGAGAUUCAGAGAAUGCCGGAUAGCAUAAUGGACAAACUCAACGGUGUCAACGAUCGCGACGGCAAACGCAGAGGAACGAACAAUUUCUGCACACUGGCGCUGACAAGCUUACAACAGUUCACGUGCACGUCCAACGGCAACUUCGUCUGCGUUGCCAAUUCUCGGGCCUCUGUGGCUAUGCUCAACCUGAAGACCAAGCUUUGGAAGAUGCUGCCGACGCCUAUUUUCGUAGACGAUGAAACGCAGUCACGGACGGAGAGAUACGUAUGGUUCAAAACUCAUUAUCGCGGCCUCUGGAACCUCCUCGACUUUCAUCUUUGCGAGCCCCGAGUCGAUGUCACUUUGCCCGACAGGCCCUUCAAGGAUAGAACAUGCAUGUCGCAGUACUAGACUUCUUCGCUAUCUAAACCUUUUUCAUGUACGUUAACGAUGUUUUUACGAUCACAAUUGCAAAUUAUUGUGAUCGAAUGUCGUCGCUUGAUCGACCCACUUGAUGAUAGAUCUUAAUGAUAGAAUUUGAUGUGAGAUGGAAAUAUUCGUGUAAAGAAUCUGAACACGUCAAAAAUUACUUACAUCGUCAGCCAAGGCCUGUGGAAGUUGGCCUUGCUACAGCUCCAGCCUGCUGUGCCAACACGCCUAGAAAUUGAGAAUAUCGAUCGGCUUUGUAGCGUCGUACUUGUGUGCGAUCGUGUUCUGUAAGACAUGUAAAUCAAUAAACCCCGGGUAUGGCCGCCCUACUUUGUGCAGCAACUGGAAGUGGGGACCUCGGCUUCUUCUCGCUUAUACCUCCCACUUUUCUAACAUUCUUUCCGUCGCUCAAGGUUUGCUCAAUCCCCUACCCCAGCAAAUUCCAGCCAACAUAUUCCCUCUAUAUUAGAAUGACUUGGUCCAAGUCAUCGUAAUCGCUUUGACUUCUGAGAAGCUUCUUGACUUCUGAGCCUUGUUGACUUUCAUUCCUGUCACCUCCGACACAAGUUUCCAUGACUUCCCUGGAUAGGACAGGCCAAGAGAUGAAUUCAACGCUUUCCUCAGUUUUUUCGAUACGUUGACGAGGAGUUUUCAAACGCAGUUCCGAAUUGCGAACAUUGUUCUCGAGUGUGGUGAUUUGAUAUAUGACUUGAUCUUCCCUUGCCAAGUCACUCCAGAUCAUGAUCUUUCCUCACAUGAAAUUAGC